Molecule: messenger RNA, 2682 nt
Organism: Didymella exigua CBS 183.55
Lineage: Eukaryota; Fungi; Ascomycota; Dothideomycetes; Pleosporales; Didymellaceae
Exons: 3
Coding region: 1-2682 (893 amino acids)
Source: RefSeq, a predicted model, not a curated record
AUGAAGACAUCCAAGUCUUCUCUUGGCUUGGCCUUUUUUCUGAUCAAUGCAAUCGUCGCCGAAGCUGGAGUUGAUCUCCACAACACUAACGUCGGACGGGAAGUGAGCGGAAAGAAGAUCGAAAACCUCAUCUCUGGAGUCGACAGGUCAACAAACAUCGUGGAAGAACUCGACCUAUCUGCCAUCAACGAUGUCCGACGUAGCGCCAAUGCAAACACAUUGGAGGCCGAUCUUGUCCGCAAGAUCGCCCAAUUGGAUGUCGGUGCACUCCUGAAUGCCGGCGCACAGGGACCGGGAGCUGGUGCAGGGCAGAGUCAAGGACAACAACAGCAGCAGGGUCAAGGACAAGCGCAGCCUCAGCCUCAGAGUCAAGGAAUAAGGCCUGCCGGUCAGAGCGACAUCAACACGAGCAACGUCGGCGCAGAUCUUGCCAACCAAGUCGCUGCAGGAAACAAACCAAACGUUGGCACGGGAGACAUCAACACAGGUAAUGUUGGUGCGGAUCUCGCCAACCAAGUCGCCGGCCUCGGUACAUCCGCUGGCGUACAAAACCAGACACUUGGUCAGUCGUCAGCUACCGGCCAGGCACGACCGGCCCCACAAGCUCAAGCUGCUGAAGCGCCUCGUCCAGUAGGGGCUCAGCCGGCAGCGGAGGCCCGCCCUUCGACCGGAGCACAAGCGGCUGCAGCAGCUCCACCAAGCGGACAAGGACAGAGUCAGGGACUGAGACCCGCAGGACCAAGCGACAUCAACGCUAGCAACACCGUCGGUGAUCUUGCAAACCAACUUGCACCUGGAACUGGUGUGAACGGUCAACGUCCAGCAUCCAACGACGUUGCUGGAGACCUUGCGAACCAACUCGCCGGAGGCGCUCCGCCGAAUGCUCAAGGUCAAUCGAGCCCUCAGGGCCAAGGUCAAUCGAGCCCUCAGGGCCAGGGCCAGCCACCCGCUGCGCAGAGCGGCGGCGCUGGCGCAGCGAUUGUCCAGAUCAGGUCAACCAUCCUCCAAGAGGCCAACGGUCAGCAGAUUGCGACGCAGGUCAUUGAACAACAGGGACAGGGACAGCAGCCUGCCGCAGCAGCAGCAGCACCCACCCAAGCACCUGCAGCAACAGCUGCACAGGCUCCCGCGCCUCCUCCGGAGGCCCAACCUACGGGAGCACCAGCAGCAAUGCCUGUCCCGCCUGAAGCCCUCAGCAGAUCGACUGCUGCUGAGGCAGCGCCCAAGCUGGAGACCCAACCAACUCAACGUCCUGCGGAGGAAAUGAGCGUCAAUGCUGCCGCUUCGGCUACUCCUGGCACAAUCACUGAAAUCGCCGAAGGUGGCAAGCCCACUACACCAGCAGGAGAGGCUUCGAAGCAAGUGGAGGGUGCCUCAAACUCAACUAGAACCACAUCCAAGCCCGCCGAGGGGGCCUCUGCACCAAGUGGCGCCAACGCUGCUGCUGCCGCAGCUCCCGUAACUGUCAGUGCAGGAGGCUCGCCAGCACCUGGCGUUGAAGCUGCAGCCAAGUCAUCGUCCACCGCUCCUCCUGUGGACUCAGCAAAGCUGACUGCAGAUGCUCUUGUAGCUUCGCCCACUGUGACUCCAGCGGGAAACGCGGUCACCGUACUGGCGGGAUCAGGAGGCAACGCUACGGCCCAGGCAAAUGGAGCUGCGCCAGCUGCGGUCACUGUCCUGGCAGGAAGUGGAAGCAACUCGACGCGCUCGACUAACGGUGCAGCCGCAGCUGCUGUGACAGUCGUCGCCGGAUCAGGUUCUUCGGGGUCUAAUGCGACUGCUGCUGGAGCAGCUGUAGGUGCCGUUACUGUCAUUGCAGGAAAUGGAUCAGGCUCUUCGAGAUCCAACGCGACCGCUGCUGGUGCGGCCGCAGCCGCUGUUACUGUCGUUGCAGGAGGUGGACCAGGGAACGGCUCCGCGAAUGCAGCAGCGGCAUCUCCUUCCAAAGGGCCUGGUUCAGUCAAUUCUGGAACGCUGACCCCUGAUGCACUGAUCGCAGCAUCCACCACGACCGCGGCUGCGGCCGCUGUCACCGUCGUCGCCGGGUCCGGCUCCGGUGGAAACGCUGCAGCGGCCGCAGCAAAUGGCGGUUGCAACUGCGCGUGCAUGUGCCCCGCCGGCUCGUUCCCCAUGUCGGCUCCCAAAGCGCAGCCCUUCCAGCUCGGCUCCAUGGGCAGCGGAGGCACCGCAAGCACAAUGGCAACCAUGGCAUCCGCCAUCACCGUCGUCGCUGGGCCCGCUCCACCAGGCGCCCAGCAAGCCGUCCAGAGCACCAGCAGCUCGACUGUGAGCGUCAACUCCGCGACGCUGACUACCGCGGGCCUGCUCAUGGGAUCCGCAGCUGCACCGGCUGGGCCAGGCGUAACUAUGAUUGCAUCUGGCGGCGCUCCAACCUCGGCUUCCACAUCUGCAGCGAGCUCGACAUCGUCGGGCGCCCAGGCUGCCGCCCCAGCGCCACCUGCCGCGAGUGAAGCCAGCAACAGUGUAACGAUGAGCGUGCCGGCGCAGAGUGCGAUCGCGGGGACUACGAGUGCAGCCGCGCUGCCGGACAGCUCGGCAAGCUUGCAGCAGAACCAGGCGCUUCCGUUCGAUAUCUCGACAGUGGCGCUGCAGAGUCGGGUUACGGUGAAUCUGGGGAGGAGAUUGGCGAAGCCCACGGCAGCGGCGAGGCGACUAUGGUGA